This is a messenger RNA of Erinaceus europaeus (western European hedgehog), 2086 nucleotides long. It is a transcript of the gene PKD2L2, whose product is annotated as polycystin 2 like 2, transient receptor potential cation channel. Gene Ontology annotation, biological process: detection of mechanical stimulus. The transcript has 13 exons. The record is from RefSeq and is a predicted model, not a curated record. NCBI's taxonomy places the organism in Eukaryota, Metazoa, Chordata, Mammalia, Eulipotyphla, Erinaceidae. Gene Ontology annotation, molecular function: calcium ion binding; calcium channel activity. Gene Ontology annotation, cellular component: membrane. The coding region runs from base 97 to 1824 and encodes 575 amino acids.
CUACAGUUCAGAAAGGAACUAGAAAUUAGAACCACGCUUCAGGAAUUGUUACUCUACUUGAUUUUUUUAAUAAAUCUAUGUAUAUUGACCUUUGGGAUGGUAAACCCAAAUAUGUAUUACUUAAACAGAGUUAUGUCAUCUCUAUUUUUGGACACUGCUGUGCCUGGUGAUGAAAGAAUCAACUUUAAAUCUAUCCACAACAUACCUGAUUUUUGGAAGUAUAUGGAAGGACCCCUUUUGGAAGGCCUGUACUGGAAUGCAUGGUAUGCUAGCAAAAAGUUGUAUAAUUUAAAGAAUAGCAGUCGUAUCUACUAUGAGAACAUCCUUCUAGGAGUUCCCAGAGUUCGUCAACUAAAAGUCCGCAAUGGCACGUGCAUUGUCUAUCGACCUUUUCAGUCUUUAAUGGAUGAAUGUUACGACAAAUACACUUCUAAAAAUGAAGACACACUUAGUUUUGGCAUUGAUCCUGAAUGGAAGUAUUCUGCUCCUACAGUCAAAAACCUUUGGCACUGGGGAUAUGUUGGUGUUUACAGAAAUGGGGGAUAUAUUUUCACUUUAUCAAAAUCAAAAUCUGAAAACAAAAACAAGUUCAUUAACCUUCGAAUGAACAGCUGGAUCACAAGAGGGACUAGAGUUAUUUUUAUUGAUUUUUCAGUGUACAAUGCUAAUGUAAAUCUGUUUUGUGUUGUCAGAUUGGUGGCAGAAUUCCCUGCAACUGGAGGAAUACUUACUUCAUGGAAGUUUUACUCUGUGAAACUCCUCAGAUAUGUUAGCUACUAUGAUUAUUUUAUUGCUUCCUGUGAAAUCACAUUUUGUAUUUUUCUUCUUGUUUUUACAAUACAAGAAAUCAUAAAAAUAAAAAAAUAUAGAAGUGCCUAUUUCAAAAGUAUCUGGAACUGGCUAGAAUUACUACUUUUGAUGUUGUGUUUUGUGGCUGUUGGCUUCAACUUGUACUGUACUAUCCAAACUUCACUCUUACUUCAAGAGUUGUUAAACAGCACAGAAAACUAUUCAGAUUUCUAUUUCCUUGCAUACUGGAAUAUUAAUUACAACAAUGUAAUUGCUGUUACCAUCUUCUUUGCAUGGAUAAAGAUAUUCAAAUUCAUAAGCUUUAAUAAGACAAUGUAUCAACUGUCAUCAACUUUGUCCCGCUGUAUCAAAGACAUAGUAGGAUUUGCCAUCAUGUUUUUUAUAAUAUUCUUUGCUUAUGCUCAACUAGGAUUUCUUGUUUUUGGAUCACAGGUUGAUGACUUUUCUACUUUUCAAAAUUCCAUAUUUGCACAAUUCCGAAUUAUUCUUGGAGAUUUUAAUUUUGCUGGUAUUCAGCAAGCUGAUUAUAUCUUGGGACCCAUUUACUUCAUCACUUUCAUAUUUUUUGUGUUCUUUGUCCUGCUGAACAUGUUCUUGGCAAUAAUCAAUGACACCUACUCUGAAGUGAAAGCUGGUUAUUCAAUAGGCAGAAAGCCUGAUUUUGAACUUGGCAAAAUGCUUAAACAGACUUGCAACACUGCUCUUGAAAAACUGAGACUAAAGAAACCUCCAACUGAAGAAAGCAAGAAAAUUGUGAAAACUGGAGAUUUAGCUGAACAAGCCAGAAGAGAAGGCUUUGACAACACUGAGAUUCAAAAUGCAUUACAGAUGAAAAAAUGGAAAGAGAGGCUUGAGAAAAAAUAUUAUUCUGCAGAACUUCAAGAUGAUUACCAGCCUGUAACUCAACAAGAGUUUCGAGAGUUAUAUGCACCGUCUGGGAAGAAUCACUAUGUUCUCUACAUCUAUGCAACAUCUUUUGACCACAAAUGCAAUUUGUACAUUGGUGCUCAAUAGUUCCUGGAUUUUAACAUGAGCAAAUUAAAUACAUUUUACUCACCUUCCUCUGGCUGUACAUCAAAUUUUGGAUGAUUCACAGCAAAAAGAAAUAAUAACUAUCCUCUGCUUUUUCUCCCUAGAUUUCUAUCAGGGAAUCAGCAAUAUGUAUGGUCUUUCCUUAUCUUACUACUCCUCAGAGCUGUAGCAGGCAAAUAGUUUAGCAACUUCUUGUUCCCUCACAUGGUCACUGGAUGGGAAAAUUAAAGCCUAAGAAGAUCAA